Molecule: messenger RNA, 798 nt
Organism: Acanthosepion pharaonis
Lineage: Eukaryota; Metazoa; Mollusca; Cephalopoda; Sepiida; Sepiidae
Source: the annotation of a GenBank genome assembly
AUGACUCUGAGAGCUCUCGCCGAUUCCAAACCACAUUUAGCGCGAAGGUCGACACAACGUCCUUCAGUGCCACUGACAUCGACAGUAGAUGGCACCACCUCCGUGAUUCCAUAUACACCUCAGCUCUUCCUGCGUUUGGGAAGAAGGAUCGUCGAAAUGCGGCCUGGUACGAAGUUCACUGGGAUGAGAAGCAGCCAGCCUCUGAAGACAAGAGACCUCAAAGCUGCUCGCAGCAAGGCCCAACAGACUGCACGCCGCUGCGCCAAUGACUACUGGGUGAACCUGUGCAGUAGGAUCCAGACGGCUGCCGACAGUGGAAACGCAAGAGGCAUGUACACCAGCAUCAAAACCGCCACCGGCUCCACUCCCAUCAACACUGCUCCGCUGAGGUCCAAGGUAGGAGAAGUCAUUACAGACCAGGGCAAGCAGCUGGAGUACUGGGUGAAGUACUACUUGGAGCUGUAUACAACCCGGAACGUGGUGAGGGAUGCCGCUCUGGAUGCUUUACCCAGUCUCCCAGUCAUGAAGGAGUCGGAUUCCCCGCCAUCGGAGGUUCUGAAGAGUGGCAAGCCAGUUCUGCUGCGGCAUCUCCACGAGCUCCUGUGCCUGUGCUGGGAGAAGGACCACGUCCCCCGGGAUAUGCGAGAUGCCAACAUUGUCACCCUCUAUAAGAAUAAAGGUGACCGCAGCGACUGCAAUAACUACCGCGGCAUUUCCCGCCUCAGCUUCGUCGGGAAAGUCUUUGCUCACGUCGUCUUGCCACGCCUACAGAACCUCGUGUGUAUCCUGAGGUUUUAG